AUGAGUAAUAUUCAGGUGUGCUCAACUAACUUAUCCACAUGGCACAAGUCAAAAUUUGGAUCCUUAUCAAAAGACAUCAAACAAACCCAUUCACAAAUUAUCCGUUUGCAGAAUUCACAAAAACAUAUGGAAGACCAUAGUGAGUUACGACAAACAGAAAGAAAAUUGGAUGGUUUAUUGCGCAAAGAGGAAGUCUUUUGGCAUCAACGAUCCAGAAUACAAUGGAUAAAAGCAGGAGACCAAAAUACAAAUUUUUUUCAUCAAAAGGCAAGAGAGCGGCAAAAGAACAAUUCAAUUAAAGAUGAGAUGAACAUGAGUUUAGAAGCCCCAUUUUCCUUGGAGGAAAUAAAAGAUGCAGUCUUCUCUAUGCCUGCAGAUAAAAGCCCAGGUCCAGAUGGUUUUUCAGCUUUACUUCAACAACCGGAAAGUAGAAAGGAAAUAAAGGGACUAAGAAUAGCUAAUACAGCUCCUUUCAUUACCCACUUAUUCUUUGCGGAUGACAGCCUCAUUAUCGUCCAGGCAACUGAGAGAUCUCUACAAGCUAUACAAAACAUUUUUCCUCUAUACUCGACAUGUUCUGGACAGAUGAUCAACUUUACAAAGUCUUUAUUAUAUUUUUCUCCAAAUACUUCGGAAGAGAUUGCCACUUUGUAUACAUCCUCUCUAAAUAUGCAAAGAACUGAUUCUAUAGAAAAAUAUCUGGGUCUACCGUUGUUGGGAGAUUCGUUGUUCUGGCACUAUACAAAUCAUGGGAACUAUUCUGUCAAAAGUGGGUAUAAUCUAGCCUCAGCUAUGGACAUUGCACUGCCAUCUUCAUCUGUUACAUUAAUAGCAAUGUGUGUUUGCCCACUAAUUUGUUUUGGAGAGGAUUCUAAUGCACAUGCUGUCUUUUGGUGUCCUUCCUCUAAAGAAAUAUUGGAUCGGUGGGAUUAUCCUUUCAUGUCAGAUAGGAAAGAGGACAUUUCCUUUAAGGAGAUUCUACUCUAUGCCUCUGAAAUUUUGGAAAAAGAAAACUUUCAAAAAAUGCUCAUCAUAGCUUGGGCAAUUUGUACACAGAGAACGACGGAGCAACCCAUACAAAAUGCAACAUCUACAAAUCAAAGAAGAGAAGAUUCGGGGAAUCAAUCCAAUAUCUUAUCAGUAGAUGCUGCAUUAUCUAACCAGACAGAAAUGAUAGAAUUUGGAGCAAUCAUCCUCUCCCCAGAGAAGGAAGUUAUUGCAGCUUUAUCUAAGCCCUUAAAAGGAAUGUUGUUAGCCUUUCAAGCAGAAGCUAUAGCACUGUUGGUCGCACUCAAUUGGGCUCAAAGGCUUGGAAUUCAGCUGGAUUUUAACCCAUUUUUGGUCCAAUUGUUUUAUUUCCUCUCCGUUUCUUUCUUCGGUUAUCUAGUUCUAGCCUCUUUGAAACCAAGAACUAACCACUCCUUUAAACCUACAAAACUAGACAUGUUGUUUACCACCGUGUCAGCCAUCACGGUUUCGAGCAUGUCUACGGUGGAAAUGGAGGUUUUCUCCAAUAUUCAACUCAUCAUUUUAACAAUUCUGAUGUUUGUUGGAGGAGAGGUGUUCACUUCCUUGUUGGAACUUUAUAUCAAACAGUUAAAGCUCAAAAAAACCCAAUACAAAGUCGCUUCCGUUAAUUGCAGCGAUAAUAUUAUUGCCCAUUCUCCUGCAAGUCCAAAACACAGUAGUAGUGCUUUUCAACAAAUAGAGUUAGAUAUAGUUCUUCCACAGACUCAGACAACUGAUGAUCAUGAUCAUCAUCAGUCAUCAUAUUUAGGGUGUUUGAAGUAUAGCUCAGUGAAGUAUCUUAGUUUUAUAGUAUUAGGUUAUCUCUUAGUGGUCCAUAUCUUUGGGGUAACAAUGGUUUUUAUUUAUGUGUCGAUAAUUUCUAGUGCAAAAAAUGUACUAAAAGAGAAAGGCUUAGACACCCUCAACUUCUCAAUUUUCACAACUGUGUCCACUUUCACCAACUGCGGUUUCAUUCCAACUAACGAAAAUAUGAUGAUUUUCAGCAAAAACUCUGGGCUUCUUCUUAUUUUACUCCCUCAGGUUCUUCUUGGGAACACAUUUUUCCCCUCAUGCAUACGAUUUUCCAUCUGGGUUUUAGGAAAAUUUGACUUUGGGAAAGAAAAAUCGGAGUACCUGUUAAGGAAUAAUAAAGAUGGUGAUAUUGGGUGCCUUCACUUCUUGCUUCCGGGUCUGCAUUGUUGGCUGUUGGUUCCUACGGUUUUAGGGUUCAUUUUUAUACAGUUCGUUCUAUUUUGCUCUUUGGAAUGGAACUCGGAGUCUUUGGGUGGACUGACUUGGUAUCAAAAGAUCAUUGGUUCUUUGUUCCAGAGCGUUAAUACAAGAUAUACGGGAGAAACUAUCGUCGACGUUUCGAUAAUAUCUCCGGCCAUCUUGGUCUUGUUCCUCUUCAUGAUGUACCUUCCACCUUACACUUCCUUUCUACCCCUAAAUGAUGGUGAGGAUAACGUAGAACAUUGUCUAAAUAGUGGAGCUGAAUUGAUGAAAAAAUCAAGUGAGAAAAGAGGAGGAAAAGCUAUAGAGAAUUACAUUUUCUCACAGCUCUCAUAUCUGCUUAUCUUCAUCAUUCUUGUCUGCGUAGCCGAGAGGAGAAAGAUCAAAGAAGAUCCACUUAAUUUCAGUGUUCAAAACAUUGCAUUUGAGGUUAUCAGUGCAUAUGGCAACGUGGGGUUUACGACAGGUUACAGUUGUAAACGGCAGAUACACCCAUCUAACGAUUGUGAAGACAAGUGGUACGGUUUUGCAGGAAGAUGGAGCGAUCAAAGCAAAAUAAUCUUAAUGGUUGUAAUGCUUUUUGGAAGACUAAAGAAGUACAAUAUGAAGGGAGGGAAAGCAUGGAAGCUUUUGUAA
This is a messenger RNA of Humulus lupulus (European hop), 2877 nucleotides long. Its product is annotated as probable cation transporter HKT1;4. Gene Ontology annotation, cellular component: plasma membrane. Gene Ontology annotation, biological process: monoatomic cation transport; transmembrane transport. Gene Ontology annotation, molecular function: monoatomic cation transmembrane transporter activity; nucleic acid binding; RNA-DNA hybrid ribonuclease activity. The transcript has 11 exons. Lineage: Eukaryota; Viridiplantae; Streptophyta; Magnoliopsida; Rosales; Cannabaceae. The record is from RefSeq and is a predicted model, not a curated record. Bases 1 to 2877 code for a protein of 958 amino acids.